Molecule: messenger RNA, 1604 nt
Organism: Daldinia vernicosa
Lineage: Eukaryota; Fungi; Ascomycota; Sordariomycetes; Xylariales; Hypoxylaceae
Exons: 2
Coding region: 182-1252 (356 amino acids)
Source: RefSeq, a predicted model, not a curated record
UUCACGCACACACAUACAUAUGCUGAAAUCCUCACCAAUUUCUCAACUCUCUUCUUUCCUCAACUAAACUCAAGUAAACUCGACCCUCAUUCGAAAAGAAUCGCCACUAGCCGAGUACCAUACCCUCAACGACAACCAAAUCCUCCCAUAUCGCAUCGCCACCCCGUCCUAGUCCAUCAGAAUGGCGGACAAUCUCUGCGGUCCUUCAACCGCUCCUAAAUCACUAUCCCGACACUUUGAACAGGACCGUUCUCUACAACAAGACCGAUUCACUUCCUCCGCCGGACCCUCCAGCGGCGUUCACGAUGCGACACAGAGCUUCCGCAGCCUGAACUUGGGCGACAACAGAUUUACGUCGGAUUUCUCAGGAUUCCAAAACGCAUCCUUUAUUGAUACCCCUCCUGACGUUAGAAAUUGGAACCACAAUCACCAAUUAGUCCCCUACCCGUCUUUUGCUAACGACGAUGCCUUCUCUUCCAUCGAUCAUGUCAGCACUGCAAUGCGCCCUAGAGUUGCCCCCGAGCGCUUCAAUACUCCCUCCCAAACUGGUGCUGCCGUCGCCACUGCCGUUCCCGUCAUAUCCAUCGCGUCUCGCCCAAACCUCCGCUCAGACGACUUCCCUCAGCGUCGCGCAGACUGGGCCAACGAGUUCAAUCAGAGGAUGACCCCUCGCGACAUCAGACAGAUGAAUCAAAGCUUCAAUCCUCCCGGACAAGUAUUGAGACCUAUGAGCACCUUUGGGGUAAGCAUGUUACCGCAGCAUAUAACCAUGCGCCCUGCUCAAGUCCCCGGCCCCAAAGACGAUAUCGACUUCGACGCCGAGCUACGUGCCUGGGCAGCUGCCAACAGUCCCGAGACGCAAGCUCAAGCUAACGCGUGGCUUCGCGUCGAGGACGCCUCUGCAGACAGUCGUGUUCGCGAAACGCAGGCGACUACGCAGUCCGCUGAUUCCCAUCAAUUUGCCAUGCAGAAUCUGACUGCCCUCGAGGAAGAUGCCGUCCUAGCAGCCCAGCACCCCCGGAACAAUUUGGCCGAAUCAACGACUGAGAAGGAGGAGCCGGCUCAGUCUCGAGGUAAUGAGGACUCGGAACUGGCCAUGGCCGCACAGCAGAUUCUAGAUUCUGUCUCAGGGGACAAGUCUGACAAGUUUAAGAACUCUGGCUUCAUUCAGAUGAUGCAGAAGAUUGCGGCGCAGGAGCUGGUCGUUCGGGAUAACAACUUGGUUGAAUCCCCCCAGACGACUACUAACUAAAUUGAUAUUGAUUGCUGAUACCGACACCGAGGCGCCGUCACCGAAAGAGAAAGUGGCGUUGAAGCCCGUUGCUGUCGAAGACUCAUUGUUUAUGAGUAGGACUAGGACCGAUUAAGGAGCGAGAUGCUUUACAGGCACGCGUUGAUUUUACUGGUAUGUAGAAAUAGCAUACGUCAUGAUACCCUACAGUGCUGUGUUCUAUUACUAGCUGUGCAUGUUUCUUUAUGGGGAGUCGUAAUUCAUAACUCGGAAUUUUCUGUAAUAAGCAAGCUCAAUGUGGAUGUCGGUUAUACGUCUCUCUGUACUUCUCACCUCUUCUAGCUGACGCCAUGCUAUGUACGAACCACGUUUA